Messenger RNA from Chelmon rostratus (copperband butterflyfish), 7098 nucleotides. RefSeq names its product solute carrier family 25 member 14 (gene slc25a14). Gene Ontology annotation, cellular component: mitochondrial membrane. The record is from RefSeq and is a predicted model, not a curated record. Lineage: Eukaryota; Metazoa; Chordata; Actinopteri; Chaetodontiformes; Chaetodontidae. Gene Ontology annotation, biological process: mitochondrial transport. The coding region runs from base 168 to 1028 and encodes 286 amino acids. The transcript has 9 exons.
GCUGAAAUGGGAAGCUAACAGCAGGUGAAGUUUUCCGCUUGGACUUCAGUAAAGUCAAACCGCGUAUCUGAAGUAACUGAUGGAAAACCAAGUCAAAUAGCAGCGCGCGGAUUUUUAUCGACACCAUAGCGGGGCUGCAGCAGGUGGAAGCAGCCGCCGCCGCGGAGAUGGCCAACUUGAACUGGAAGCCGUUCAUCUACGGAGGGAUGGCCUCGAUUGUCGCAGAAUUCGGGACAUUUCCCAUUGACCUGACUAAGACCCGGCUACAGGUCCAGGGUCAGUCCCAGUACACAGAGGUGCGCUACAGAGGCAUGUUCCACGCCCUCUUUAGGAUCGGCAAGGAGGAAGGCAUCCGCGCGCUCUACUCUGGGAUUUCUCCUGCCUUGUUGAGACAAGCUUCUUACGGGACAAUCAAGAUAGGAACGUACAACUCUCUGAAGAGGCUGUUUGUCAGUCGUCCAGAAGACGAGACCAUGGUCAUCAACGUCUUCUGUGGUGUCGUGUCUGGAGUCCUGUCCUCCUCUCUGGCCAACCCCACUGACGUCCUCAAGAUCAGAAUGCAGGCGCAGGGCAGUCUGCUUCAAGGCAGCAUGAUGUCCAACUUCAUCAACAUCUACCAGACAGAGGGCACCAGGGGGCUGUGGAGGGGUGUCAUCCCCACGGCGCAGCGAGCAGCCAUUGUCGUUGGGGUGGAGCUUCCUGUCUAUGACAUAACGAAGAAGCACCUCCUUCGCUCUGGCCUCAUGGGAGACACUAUUUUGGCCCAUUUCAUCUCAAGUUUCACGUGUGGCCUGGCGGGGGCGCUAGCCUCCAACCCUGUGGACGUGGUCCGGACCCGCAUGAUGAACCAGCGAGUUUUGUCGGGAGGCCCCAUGUACAAAGGAACACUGGACGGAGUGAUGCAGACGUGGAAGAAUGAGGGCUUCUUCGCUCUCUAUAAGGGAUUCUGGCCUAACUGGCUGCGACUGGGGCCUUGGAACAUCAUUUUCUUCAUCACCUUCGAGCAGCUGAAGAAGCUCCCGUUUUAACACCAGCAGGAAGUGGGACCUCGCUGGUCUGACAGACUGUGUCGGGCGUAGGUGGGGUGUGAGCACGGCAGCACCUGGAGUUUUGGCACCAGUAUAUUCACACUCCCUUCAGAUUCAUACCAAUGAUACAGUACGGUAUCAGUCAUCUCCUCACGCUCAUUGAAAUCUUAUGUUGAUUUCUCUCUUUUUUUUUUUUUUUUUUGCAAAGUGUUUAUUUAUUGUCACUGGUUCUGUUUUUAUACUGUUUUAAGGAUUGCUGCUUCAUGAUUAGUCGCUCCCUCAAUCACUUUUGACACUCCCCAGGCAGCUAAAUGUUUGGUUGUAGCAGACUAAGGGUGAAAGACGAGGUUUAUUUAAAGCUUACCGCUGUGGUCUGCCUCAGCGGGAUCUUUUGAAUUUUGGCCUUUCUUAAAUGACAAACAGAGAUGAUGCUUCUGAUUGCUUGCUCAGGAUUCCUACUCAGGAUUCCUACUCAGAUCUGAAAAAACACAGGAAAUGAAUUUAUUAUUGAGUCUAUGAAUUGCAGAAUGUCAGUUCAGACGUGCAUGGCUACGUAGUUAGAGGAGGUGUGAAACCGAAGAACGAAUAUGAAAUUUUAACGUGAAUGCUGUGUAGGAAGCCUGUAUUUUAAUGGCGUUUGCACUGCAUGACAAGUGCUUGGGAAAUAAGUCAGAUUUAACUGUUGAAUGCUGAGGAGUUGCAUGGAAGACGACAAACUGACUGUUACAGGUAGUGAGUUUACUGAGAGAGAAGAGCAUUAUGAAUUCACACUGACAGAAAAGAGGAAAUAUUUCUCAACAGCACUUGAGAUGAGUUCAUCUCUGUAUGGAAAAUGACACUCAUUCAUGUGUGUAUGUUGUGAUCUGCGGUAUAUUAAGGUGUCAAACAAAGGUGUCGCAAAGCCUCUGAAAUCCCACACUGCAUUUUUAAUCUUAAAGUUUAGUCAGUUGCCAGAAAGCCACUCAACACAUGAAGUUUUUCUCUUUUUGUUGUUCAUUGUUUGUUAGGAAAAGCAGUUUCCAGAGACAUACUGGAACACCAGCUCUGAAUAUCUGUAAUCUUAAAGAACCACGACUGAAACAAUCAGAAAUCUGAACCAAAGCCUCUUAUGACAGAAGACAAAACACUUUUUUUUCUCUUGUUUUUAUUUUUGAGGAAAUAUUUAAUCCAGAUCAAUCGCUCCCUUUGUUUGUUUUUGCUGUAGAGACAUUUCCAUUUCGUUCACCUCCAGUCUGCUGCAGUAUUAGGAGCUAGCGGGUCGUGAGCGGUGCUUGAUGUCAUGAUUUCACUAACCAUCCGGUGCGUAAUGGAAAUGGCUGUACAGACUCAGAGGAAAGGAGGUGGAUGUAUUUUAUCUAACGCAUGUCCAGGUGUACAUAUGAUGCCUUUUUGUGCUACUUUUACUGUUGUGUCCCUCGUUCGAGGUAAAGUCAUGGCAUGAAGAGACAGCUGAUGUGGAUGGAUGGUGGGAAAGAGGACCUUUGUGCCAAAAUUUGUUCUUAUCAAACUGGGUCGAAUUUAUUUGCAGAUAAUUCUGAACAAGGUUUUGUUUGCAGCUACUUGAGUCUGUGUGAAAUUCAGGUUUACAGGAAAGAUAGCGUAGCAAGUCUGGAACUGAAACAUGUUUGAAUUCUCUAAACUUAACCAACGUAAAACAGACCAAAUGCAUUUUUUCAGUAAGUUGUGCUUUUGAUUAUUUAUGGAAAGCCAUAAAUUGUGUUAAAACUUGCUAUGAAUUAUGUGCAAAUACUGACUUACUUGUUUGACUUGUGCAGUACAGGAUUGCAGCCUCCUCGCCACGUGACCUCACUCUUUCAUCCACCUGCAUUACCAAACCCUUUUUUAAUGUCAGUGUUUUCAGUAGUUUUUAUUUUCGUCCGUUUUGGUUAUGCUAAUCACAGCGGUUGUUUUUGUUGGUUUGUUUUUUUGUUUAGAUGGUCAGUGAUUUCCCAUCAUGGAAGCAAUUCUCUGUGGCUCUUAUCAUCAGAUUGGUGUCACAAAAACAAUCUUGAGACUGAAACAAGUCGUCUGUCAUGACGGCACGAACCUGCUGAAUCGACACACGCUGAAAAUAUGUUUAAUUUUUUUAAUUUCUAGCUUGAACAGCACUGGCACCAGCACUUCUACAGAUAAACUGCUGUAGGCAGCGUCGCUGUUCCCUGCUCUGUAAUGCAGUUGGCUUGUUCUAUUCGAGACUGUAAACCAAAUUGACUCGUGGUCUCGUGUUCAGUCUUACCUCUUAGUUUGCUCUCACCUCCAUACAGUAGAAUGUAGUAGAAAGCUUGUAAGGAUUUUGUGAAUGAGGUUUUCCCUCGACAGCCUUCUGCCUGCUUCUUGUGCUCUUGAUUAAAAACACACGUGGUGUCCUUCUGCCCUUGAAUGCAUCGCUGGUCGUCGCAGCUGCAUAAAUCUCACAAGCUGUCUUUUUUUUUUUUUUUAAUUGAUCCUGACUGUAGGAUCCAAACUGAAAAACCCUAUCAGCAGUGUCAAAUUCGAGGCGUAUUCCUGCCUUGUGUUGUGAAGAUAUUUGAAUACAGCCCUGGAGUCGUGGCAGAGUUGCAGUCACAGUCUUACACUUUACCUGCGAUGAUGUUUCUCCUCUGCUUUACUGAUGCCUCAAUACCAUAUCGAGUGUUUGGUUUUAGCGUGUUUUCUUUUAGUUGCUGUCUACAGCUUAAGCUUACACUUCUCAAUAUUGAAGUUAAAAUUUUAAAGCCAGUUAUUUCAGUGCAUUUGUGAGGAGAUGUGUUCCGUGUUACUGCAGUAGUCAUGCUUUCCUGAGCCUUUUCAACCGUCUUAGCAGUUAUACAUAGUCCUCGAGUACAGCGACGUAUCACAGUAUCAACCAGCGCGAUCUACGAUUCAUCUAGAAACGCUUACCUUCCUGUAAACUGCUGCAAAGGGAUUCUCAUGCGGUUUAUUUCAAGUUUAAUCAGCUUUUCAUGUAACCAUGAACUGUUAGUGAAAAUCAGCUUAUAGAUAUUCAGCGUGAGUGCAGAGUUGAUCUGCGUGCAGGGGUUGAGGCUCAGGCUGAGGUCAGAUCAAUACGGAUACAUUUGAAAACGUGUUUUUGGUUUCAUCCACACUGAGGUGACAAAACUGUGCUUUAAUCUGCUGUAAUGAUUUUAGCUCAGGAGGAUUAGAUGAUUAACCACCCAAUAUAUCAAACGUUCUCUGGUUCCACCUUCCAAAAUUGAAAAAUUUACUAAUUUUCUGUGUUUUAUAUCAUAGUGAAGUGAAUAUUUCUGAGUUUUGACAGACAAAACAAACAGUAUCAGGACAUCAGAGUCAUUUUUCAGUUCUGUGAAAUUCUAAUGGGAAGUUGAUUAAUAAAUAAAUAAUAAAAAGAUGAACAGUCCUUUAGAAAAGAAACAUGCCAGUGUGGAUGGAAACCUGUGUGAUCCAUGUUAAUGUGGACGUUACUGAUCAUUACAGAUAUUUAUUGAACAUGUUGUUUUUGUCUGUUCACAUAAGUUACAGUAGUGUCACAACAUAAAUGUGCAUUUUAAGGUAAAUUUCAAACUCGGGACUUAGACUUCGGUCUGAAUGGAACUAAAUGUACGUCUAUCAGACAGACAUUUCCAGCCCAUAAAGUUGCGUUUAGACGUUGCAGCAGAUGGAAAAAGAAAACCCAAAACUCAAAAUUGUUAAUGACGUUUUUUUUUGUGUGCUGGCAACUGGCAACUUUCUCUGUGUGCGUUUUUGCACAUUAUGUGAAUGUAAAUGCUAAUGCGACGCUAAAUUAUUAGACGGCAUAGAAGGAAGUGAUGUCAGGACACAAAAGACACUGUCUUACCUCUAAUUGUGUCUCUGGUGGUGUUUUUAAGUCAGUUGGAUGUGCUGACACUUGAAUCAGCUGGACGUGUGGAGCGGUGACUGACGCUCAUCAGCUGAUGUUUGUGUGCUUGUUGAAAAUGAUCUGACUGAAGUUUUUCUUCUCAGUGUUCAUGAAUCAUGUUCUUGUAAAGAACGUGUGGUUCUCAGCUGAUCGUUGUCACAUCCUAGCAGGCUGUGUUCACUUCUGCUCCGUGUUACCUGAACUGUCCGGCCUUUAAACAUCCUGUCGUCCACCUCUGUGAUUGUCUUUGUGCUGUAAAAAGUGUUGCUUUGGUAAAAUUAUAUUUGGGAAUUUUAUAUUUUAAGCUUUUUAGAGUUUCAGCGCUAUUCUAUUUUAAAAGAGUUCUGCUUUUUAUGUUGAUUGGAUUUGACCAUAGAAUGAUUCAUCUAUUUAUUUUAGUCUGUUCAGUGGAUGCUGCUGUUCAUUCCUGCUAAACUUCCUUUACAAAGCAUUAAAUGCUCACAGUGGCAAGUUUUCUUUUCUUUUUGUGUUCUAAUCUGAACUGUUACUAAGUGCUCCGAGUCUCAUGAAUUUGUUGACCAAAUAUUUUUAGUAGCCCCCUUCCUUUCAAGCAGAGAGGGCAUAAAAAUUAGCCAAAUAGAAAUCGGCACAUUUGUCCGUUUUAAAUGCUGGUGCGAUCUGGACCGCAUCCGUUUUGUGAGAACAGAAUUCACUAAUGAUACUUGGUUUAAGAAGGGACGUCUUGUGUGGCCUCAUUUUAGCCGAAACCUUGGUGGGUGUAAACAGAUUUACGUUCCACCCCCCGCCCCUCGUUCACUCUGAACACGUCGUCCGUUUCCCAAGUCGCAGCCCAGCUGUGCGUAAAAUGUGUCGGCAGCUAAUAAACCACACUAGCUUUGAGCUAGUUCAUUCUCGACCUUGGGAGUAAUAAUCAGACAAUGUAAUCUUGCUUUUUCCGGUGCUUUCUUUAGUGGUCCAUGACCUCUGACCUCUUCCCAGCUGCUGCUGUGACUGCUUUUGAUCUGAUGAUCACAGACAGCUGAUGUUUCUUGUGCUUCUUCUGUUGUCUCUGUUGUAAUAUCCCACUAAAGGGCGUCCUGUCUGCAGGGUGGAGCAGCAGGGUACGCCAGGUGUUGAGUCGUUGCGCUUGAGGACUGUGGCAAGACGUAAGAGGGUCCCACUGUGUUCCUGUCCUGGUCCUUGUCCUGUCAUGAUCCAUUCGCUGUAUUGUACUCUGCAUCUCACAGUCUUCAUCAGCAGAUUAGACUUUGCCCCGUUGAAAGCUCCAGAAAAGAAAGAAAGUGAAAGAAAAUUCAGAAAGUUGAGCUCAAGUCACGGUUAUCUGGGCAGAGAAGUAGCUUUGACAGCAGUUUGAAUCAGAGAGGCUCACAGUGUUUUCUCACACUCAAACAAUGAAAUAAAGGUCCAGAAGUCUGCUGCGUAGCCCAAAUCAUACAACAAAAACACAAGUCUUUGUGUUCAAAGCACAUUUGGAUUUUGUUCUGCUUUUGCGAUGCUCAUGAUUGUGUAACGCUUCAUCUUUAUGAAAGAGAGAUUGAGAGAAAGAAAAGUCAGAAAGUAGCUCUCUCCCGACGACACAGCAGCACCACUGCUGACUGUUGUUGUUGCUGGUGUGCCAUGUUAUCAGACUUUUCAAAGCUUUCAUCUUUAAACUUUUAAACCAGUCAAAAAUCUUCCAGUUUUCUGUCUCUUAACACAGAUUCAGACGUGUGAUCCCUUUCCUUUUUGCUUUUACUUUUUUUUUUUCCUUGCUCGAGCACAUUUUCCCGUCCCAUGUUAAACAAGAGAACUGUUACACUGAUCAAAUUAAAAAGUUAUCAGUCAUUCAUUGAAUUGGAUUUCUGCAUCAUUCCUCCUGAUAGUUUUCCCUGGACACUGGACCCCGGUGACGCUUUAAUGAACAUAUUCUUCAUUUAAAGGCCAAAGUUGUGUACUAAAGAAACGUUCAUAUUUAAGGGAGUUAUUUGUGUUCCACUUUGAUCAAGAUGCUUCAGUCAGACUGUUUCGUCAUUCUGAUUUUAAAAUACUUCGAGUGUGGCGUCUGACAGGAGAAGAAAAUCUAUCAAUAUUUUUCUACAUUUUCUCUUCACGUCCUCUUAUCAUUUGCACUUUGGUGUGUCAUUGCUGUCUAUAACCUUUAUGCUUGUUCACUCGAUGAAUUUCUAUGGUGGAAGUUACUUUUUUUCUUUGACAGAAUGGGUGUGGCUUUAUAUAAAUUCAGUGUUCACUCAAAUAAAAUAUAUACUGUGA